AUGCUGUCACCACCAGCGAUCAAGAUCACACGAUCAUCAGCACCAUCAUCAUCAUCAUCAUUAUCAUUGCCUUCUUUGCGAAUCAUGCAAUUGAUUGCAAUCAGUGUCUUGCUGUAUUGUAGUGCACUAAGGAGCCUCGCUCAAGCUCAGGAACUACAGCCCACAAACAAGAUGGCCAGCGGUGAUAAUGACUAUCAGGUAGUGCAACUUCCAGGCCCACGCACAAAACUAGGAGAGGGUCCAGUUUGGGAUAUCGAAACCCAGAGCCUCUACUAUGUAGAUAUCGACACACCGGCCGUCCUUCGUUACGAUUAUGCGGGCAAUCGUACUUACAGCGCAAAGCUUGAGGGAGCUAAUUCCAUUUCAUUCAUUGUGCUUGUCGCGGGACAACCGGAACACUUUGUGGUGGGCGAGAACAACCGUGUGACGUUGAUCCGUUGGGAUGGUCGGUGUGAAGAAGCACAUCACGUCCGGGUGCUCGCCGAUUUGGGCAACAGUCAGAGUCACGUUCGUUUCAACGAUGGAAAGGUUGAUCCAUCCGGACGACUGUACGCUGGAACGAUGCAGUUGGAAAGUUUGGGUGAUCUGUUUGCGCAAAAGGAAGGACAGUUUUUCCGCUACACAAAUGGAACCAUGGUGGUGCAGAAGAAGAACGUCAGUAUUUCCAACGGUCUAACAUGGGAUGAACCCUUCAAUCCGCUGCGCAUGUACUACAUCGAUUCCGCGGCAUUGAACGUGAAAGCGUUUGAUGUUGAUGGGAAUGGAGAUCUCAAGAAUGAGACAGUGUUUUACGAUUUGCGUGUUAACGGGGCGCAUCCGGGGUAUGUUCCCGAUGGAAUGACCAGUGACGCUGACGGGAACCUGUACGUUGCUACCUGGGGAGGUUCAAAAGUUAUGAAAGUUGAUAAACGUUCCCAACAACUUGUGCAGGAAAUCAAAAUUCCGGCUGAGCAAGUUACAUCGGCCGCUUUCGGUGGUCCUCAGAUGGAUGAGCUGUUUGUCACUACUUCUUCAAAGGGAGACAAGCCUGCCCCAGCUGGGGAACUAUUCAAAGUAACCGGUUUGGGCGUUAAGGGAAAACCAAUGCACAAAAUGAUUCUGUAA
This is a messenger RNA of Anopheles marshallii, 1104 nucleotides long. RefSeq names its product regucalcin-like. Bases 1 to 1104 code for a protein of 367 amino acids. The transcript is spliced from 4 exons. Lineage: Eukaryota; Metazoa; Arthropoda; Insecta; Diptera; Culicidae. Gene Ontology annotation, biological process: L-ascorbic acid biosynthetic process. Gene Ontology annotation, molecular function: gluconolactonase activity; calcium ion binding. The record is from RefSeq and is a predicted model, not a curated record.